Saimiri boliviensis boliviensis (Bolivian squirrel monkey) is the source of this 2499-nucleotide messenger RNA. It is a transcript of the gene POU2F1, whose product is annotated as POU class 2 homeobox 1. Gene Ontology annotation, biological process: regulation of transcription by RNA polymerase II. Lineage: Eukaryota; Metazoa; Chordata; Mammalia; Primates; Cebidae. Gene Ontology annotation, molecular function: RNA polymerase II cis-regulatory region sequence-specific DNA binding; DNA-binding transcription factor activity, RNA polymerase II-specific. Gene Ontology annotation, cellular component: nucleus. The record is from RefSeq and is a predicted model, not a curated record.
GGGGAGGGGAGCCAGAGCGAGGGAGGGUUUAUCGACCGGGCGAUUUUGGUUAAAAUAUUCAAAAUGGCGGACGGAGGAGCAGCGAGUCAAGAUGAGAGUUCAGCCGCGGCGGCAGCAGCAGCAGACUCAAGAAUGAACAAUCCGUCAGAAACCAGUAAACCAUCUAUGGAGAGUGGAGAUGGCAACACAGGCACACAAACCAAUGGUCUGGACUUUCAGAAGCAGCCUGUGCCUGUAGGAGGAGCAAUCUCAACAGCUCAGGCGCAGGCUUUCCUUGGACAUCUCCAUCAGGUCCAACUCGCUGGAACAAGUUUACAGGCUGCUGCUCAGUCUUUAAAUGUACAGUCUAAAUCUAAUGAAGAAUCGGGGGAUUCACAGCAGCCAAGCCAGCCUUCCCAGCAGCCUUCAGUGCAGGCAGCCAUUCCCCAAACGCAGCUUAUGCUAGCUGGAGGACAGAUAACUGGGCUUACUUUGACGCCCGCCCAGCAACAGUUACUACUCCAGCAGGCACAGGCACAGGCACAGCUGCUGGCCGCUGCAGUGCAGCAGCACUCCGCCAGCCAGCAGCAUAGCGCUGCUGGGGCUACCAUCUCCGCCUCUGCUGCCACACCCAUGACGCAGAUCCCCCUGUCUCAGCCCAUACAGAUCGCACAGGAUCUUCAACAACUGCAACAGCUUCAACAGCAGAAUCUCAACCUGCAACAGUUUGUGUUGGUGCAUCCAACCACCAAUUUGCAGCCAGCGCAGUUUAUCAUCUCACAGACGCCCCAGGGCCAGCAGGGUCUCCUGCAAGCGCAAAAUCUUUUAACACAACUACCUCAGCAAAGCCAAGCCAACCUCCUACAGUCGCAGCCAAGCAUCACCCUCACAUCCCAGCCAGCAACCCCAACACGCACAAUAGCAGCAACCCCAAUUCAGACACUUCCACAGAGCCAGUCAACACCAAAGCGAAUUGAUACUCCCAGCUUGGAGGAGCCCAGUGACCUUGAGGAGCUUGAGCAGUUUGCCAAGACCUUCAAACAAAGACGAAUCAAACUUGGAUUCACUCAGGGUGAUGUUGGGCUUGCUAUGGGGAAACUAUAUGGAAAUGAUUUCAGCCAAACUACCAUCUCUCGCUUUGAAGCCUUGAACCUCAGCUUUAAGAACAUGUGCAAGUUGAAGCCACUUUUAGAGAAGUGGCUAAAUGAUGCAGAGAACCUCUCAUCUGAUUCAUCCCUCUCCAGCCCAAGUGCCCUGAAUUCUCCAGGAAUUGAGGGCUUGAGCCGUAGGAGGAAGAAACGCACCAGCAUAGAGACCAACAUCCGUGUGGCCUUAGAGAAGAGUUUCUUGGAGAAUCAAAAGCCUACCUCGGAAGAGAUCACUAUGAUUGCUGAUCAGCUCAACAUGGAAAAAGAGGUGAUUCGUGUUUGGUUCUGUAACCGCCGCCAGAAAGAAAAAAGAAUCAACCCACCAAGCAGUGGUGGGACCAGCAGCUCACCUAUCAAAGCAAUUUUCCCCAGCCCGACUUCACUGGUGGCGACCACACCAAGCCUUGUGACUAGCAGUGCAGCAACUACCCUCACAGUCAGCCCUGUCCUCCCUCUGACCAGUGCUGGUGUGACGAAUCUUUCAGUUACAGGCACUUCAGAUACCACCUCCAACAAUACGGCAACCGUGAUUUCCACAGCACCUCCGGCUUCCUCAGCAGUCACAUCCCCCUCUCUGAGUCCCUCCCCUUCUGCCUCGGCCUCCACCUCCGAGGCAUCCAGUGCCAGUGAGACCAGCACAACACAGACCACCUCCACUCCUUUGUCCUCCCCUCUUGGGACCAGCCAGGUGAUGGUGACAGCAUCAGGUUUGCAAACAGCAGCAGCUGCUGCCCUUCAAGGAGCUGCACAGUUGCCAGCAAAUGCUAGUCUUGCUGCCAUGGCAGCUGCUGCAGGACUAAACCCAGGCCUGAUGGCACCCUCACAGUUUGCGGCUGGAGGUGCCUUACUCAGUCUGAAUCCAGGGACCCUGAGCGGUGCUCUCAGCCCAGCUCUAAUGAGCAACAGUACACUGGCAACUAUUCAAGCUCUUGCUUCUGGUGGCUCUCUUCCAAUAACAUCGCUCGAUGCAACUGGGAACCUAGUAUUUGCCAAUGCAGGAGGAGCCCCCAACAUUGUGACUGCCCCUCUGUUCCUGAACCCUCAGAACCUCUCUCUGCUCACCAGCAACCCUGUUAGCUUGGUCUCUGCUGCCGCAGCCUCCGCAGGGAACUCUGCACCUGUAGCCAGCCUUCACGCCACCUCCACCUCCGCUGAGUCCAUCCAGAACUCUCUCUUCACAGUGGCCUCUGCCAGCGGGGCUGCAUCCACCACCACCACCGCCUCCAAGGCACAGUGAGCUGGGCGGAGCUGGGCUGCCAGAAGCCUUUUUCACUCUGCAGUGUGAUUGGACUGCCAGCCAGGUUAAUAAACUGAAAAAUGUGAUUGGCUUCCUCUCACCAUGUUGUGAGGGCAAAGGAGAGAAGGGAGAAAA